CAGGGACAAAGCAACAUGGAAGACGAAGAAGCCCCUGCUGUAGUAUUGGAUAACGGUUCAGGUAUGUGUAAAGCUGGCUUUGCAGGAGAUGAUGCUCCUCGUGCAGUUUUYCCCUCCAUCGUUGGCCGUCCAAGACAUCAAGGAGUGAUGGUUGGUAUGGGUCAGAAGGACUCGUAUGUCGGAGAUGAAGCUCAGAGCAAGAGAGGUAUUCUGACCCUUAAAUACCCCAUCGAACAUGGAAUCGUCACUAACUGGGAUGACAUGGAAAAGAUCUGGCACCACACCUUCUACAAUGAACUACGUACAGCUCCCGAGGAACACCCAAUUUUGCUGACUGAAGCUCCUUUGAACCCCAAAGCAAACAGAGAAAAGAUGACACAGAUCAUGUUCGAGACCUUCAAUUGUCCUGCAAUGUAUGUCUCCAUCCAGGCUGUCUUGUCCCUGUAUGCUUCUGGUCGUACCACUGGUAUUGUCUUUGACAGUGGAGAUGGUGUCUCUCACACAGUACCCAUGAAAUACUCUGUAUGGAUUGGAGGCUCCAUCCUCGCUUCUCUGUCCACCUUCCAACAGAUGUGGAUCUCCAAGCAAGAAUACGAUGAAUCUGGUCCCUCAAUUGUCCACCGCAAAUGCUUCUAAUGAAUUCAAAUUAAAGUAAAUUUAUCAGUAGCGCGCUAACCAACCCAUGUAGUUAGUGAUCAGGGUAUACCGUUUCUUUCGUAACUGAAUAAACAAGAAACAAAAGUCCCGUUGUAGAAUGACAAGGUGAUCUAACAAAUAAAAUCGAGUGAUACAAACUUGAAA
This is a messenger RNA of Actinia tenebrosa (Australian red waratah sea anemone), 801 nucleotides long. RefSeq names its product actin, non-muscle 6.2. Lineage: Eukaryota; Metazoa; Cnidaria; Anthozoa; Actiniaria; Actiniidae. The record is from RefSeq and is a predicted model, not a curated record.